CUUUACACUGACCUAAAUACUUUAUCUUAAAGGCAAAAUGGCGAGCAAACUAGGCCUUUUGUUGUUUCUUGCGAUGUGUGUCAACGUGACAUUUUCGGCAGACGACACAGUGAAAGAUCCACGUGCGUUCUGCCAGAAAUCGCCGUCGAGCUCUCCGUUUCGUUAUGCCUGUAACACAUGCUGGUGCUCCGAAGAUGGCAGCUAUUUCUGUACUGAAAUGGGAUGCCUGAAAGUGGAGUGCGGGGAUCGUCGAGCCGGGGACCACUGGAAAGAAGGCGACCUGAACUGCACGUGUGCCUACGACCAUGAUAAAGAAGGGUGGAUGGUGUACAAACCAAAGUGCCAGUAAAAC
Molecule: messenger RNA, 352 nt
Organism: Lingula anatina
Lineage: Eukaryota; Metazoa; Brachiopoda; Lingulata; Lingulida; Lingulidae
Molecular function (GO): peptidase inhibitor activity
Source: RefSeq, a predicted model, not a curated record